AUGCUACGUCUAUCACUCCAGGACCUUAUCCUUCGAGUGAAAAUAUGCAAUCUAGGAGAUAUUGAAGGCACACUAUCCGAAGCAAUGGAUCCUCCAUCUUCAAAAAAUAUCCGGCGCGCUAUUAAAUCAUUGAAGACGGUGAAAGCUCUUACUGGAACUGAGACAUUAACACCACUAGGGAAGCAAUUGGCUAAGUUGCCGCUGGAUGUGUUCCUCGGCAAGCUCAUCCUAUACGGAGCUUUUUUCAAAUGCGUGGAUGCAGCCGUGAGCAUUGCGGCAAUACUUUCUAGCAAAUCGCCUUUCUUGAACGAUCUCAAUCGUAAAAGCCAGAUCGAAGCUUCAAGAAAAGCAUUCGAACAAGGCAAUUCUGAUCUACUUACGGUUUACAACGCCUACUGUGCAUGGAAAAAGCACCGAGCAGAUAAGAAUGAGUUCAGUUUCUGCAGAAAAAAUCACCUGAGCCCCCAAGCAUUGCUCAACAUUGAAGAUGUGAAGACACAGCUUCUGGUGUCCGUGGCGGAUACCGGGUUACUGAAGUUAAAUAAUGAAGACCAAUUGGCGUUAAAUAGAGCAAGAUACACCGGACGCAAACGACAGUUCUUCAUUGCCCCCAAACAAGUGGAUAUCAACAGCAACAACGAUACGAUCGUCAAUUCGGUGAUUGCCUGGAGUUUUUAUCCAAGACUCCUCACCCGUCAUGGUAAAGGGUGGAGAAACGUGAGCAACAACCAGUCUGUUGUUCUGCAUUCAGCUUCAGUGAACAAACACACGGAAAAUUUGCCGAAGUGGCUCUCCUACUAUCAUAUUUUGCAGUCUCGGAACGGAAACUAUAAUGCACAUGAGACCAGUGCCGUGGAAGAGCUUGCAAUUGCGCUGUGCUGUGGAGAUGUAGAAUUCAAGAUGUACGCUGGAAUCAUAUCUCUCGAUGGCAACCGGGUUAGGUUCAGGGUGCGCGACUGGAAGACCAUGCUUGCUCUCCGGGUUUUAAGCACUCGGAUCAGAGAAGUCAUUGCCCAGUCACUCAAGACCCCGAAGAAAGAACUCUCCGCGGAUCAUAAGCAGUGGCUUGGUCUAUUUUUACAAGUUCUAGAGGCAAAAAAGAAACCAGACAGUUCGGAAUACAUAACGAUGUGA
Messenger RNA from Trichophyton rubrum CBS 118892, 1134 nucleotides. RefSeq lists its product as uncharacterized. Gene Ontology annotation, molecular function: RNA binding. Bases 1 to 1134 code for a protein of 377 amino acids. The transcript has 4 exons. The record is from RefSeq and is a predicted model, not a curated record. Gene Ontology annotation, cellular component: intracellular anatomical structure. Lineage: Eukaryota; Fungi; Ascomycota; Eurotiomycetes; Onygenales; Arthrodermataceae.